GGCGUCAGUAUCGAGCAAAGCGUUGGACGGGGAGGGUCGCUGCUUGUUCCCAUCGAGAGGGCCACUUCGCCGCCUCUACUCCUCCUCCCCCCCACACGCCAGCACAAGCCUCGUCUACCGCAGCUGGUGGAAGGGAUAGAAAGCCGCGAGCGUGUCCGUGUUAUACAGCAAACAAAAAAUAAAUAAAAAUAAACAGAAUCACAAUUUUUUUUAUACAGGUGUCACCAAAGUCAAUUCACAGCAUCACUUCACAGCAUAUACGAAAAAAUAGUGACUCGAGAAAGCCCAUAAGCUGUGUCUGCGUGUGCCAGCAAAUCACCCGCAGCAUCCCACAGCAUCCCGCAGCAAUCCAGCACAGCACACGACCCUUCUCUCCCCUCGCAGCCCCUACCAACGCUCUCCCAGUCGCGCAGUGCCAUCUCAGUGUGCGAUUCACUAUUGUUCUUUGUGGGGAAAAAGUUCUUUCUAUUCAUUCCUGGUGAGAGGGAGAAGUGUGGGGCUUGAAGGAGGGUAGUGCAGGAAGCGAAGGAAGCGAAGGAAGUGAAGGAAGGAAGUGAAGGAAAGCCACUAAGAAGAUUGGCUCAUUCUUGUCCUCGUCCCAGCAUCGCAUCUGAUCCCCACGACGCUGCGCCGGGACGCUGGGCGGUGAUGUGACUGCUGGCGCCGGCAGGAGGCGGAGACCUGACGCCGGUGCCACAACCGUCCACGCUCCAGCAGCAGCACGGGGCGGGCCGCCGGGCAUGGCAGUGCGCACGUGAGCGCCGCGAGAAGGCGCGGCCGCACCGCCCGGAGGGACGGGCGUGCCAUGCUGAGGGAGCCCGCGCCUCCAGCGGACCCAUGCAACAUGCCGGGGCGCGCCGCACCGGCAACAGCGGCUCCACGGGGCACCGCGGUGUGCUGAGCUCAGUCAAACAUGGCGGCGGGGGCGCGGAGCGGCGGCCCUGCUGCCGCGUCCCCGGCCGCAGGCUAUCCGCGGCAGGAGUGGCAGCGGUGGUGGCAGUGGCGCUGCUGACGGCGGCGGGCGGCGCGGGCGGAGAGAAUCGCAGCCCCAGAGUGGUGACCACCAAGUACGGCAAGCUGCGCGGCGCCAUCCGCGCCCUGCCCGGCAAGGACCUGCGCUCCGUGGAGGUGUUCCUUGGGGUGCCCUAUGCCACGCCCCCCACGGGCUCCAACCGCUUCAGCCCCACACGCACGCCGGACCCCUGGAAGGAUGAGCGCCUGGCAGACCAGUACGGCCCCGUGUGUCCCCAGCACCUGCCCGAGCUUUGGGGCGCCCGUGAGGAGGCCGCCAUGCCGCGUCCCAGACUGCUGCACCUGCGGCGCCUGGCCAACUACCUGACGCACCAGGCCGAGGACUGCCUCUACCUCAACAUCUACGUGCCCUCCCUCGUGGCGGACAAGACAGGACACGGCGCGCUGCCAGUCGUGGUUUACAUUCACGGGGAGAGCUUCGAGUGGGGCGCCUCCAACCCUUAUGACGGCUCAGUGCUGGCGGCUCAUGGCCAUGUCAUCGUUAUUACUCUCAACUACCGCCUUGGGCCUCUCGGGUUCCUCAACACCAAUGCUGACCCUAGCGGGCGCGGCCACAUCAUGAACCACGGCCUCAUGGACCAGAUCGCGGCGCUCCACUGGGUGCAGGAGAACAUCGGGGCCUUUGGAGGCGACCCCGGCAGCGUGACGCUCCUUGGGCACGGCACGGGCGCAGCGUGCAUCCACUUCCUGAUGGCGUCAGCGGCGGUGGUGCCCGGCCUUUUCCAGCGCGCCGUGCUCAUGUCCGGCUCGGCCUUCAGCCCCUGGGCCACCGUAGACAACCCCACACACUAUGCCCUCAAGUACGGCCGCGCCCUCAACUGCACGGCCAACAUGACGCCAGUGGCGGAGCCUGGCCACCGCCGCGACCCGCCGCCCAAGCCCUCAAACAAAGAGCUGGACGAAAUGGUGAACUGCCUGAAGGAGAAGUCGCUGGAGGACCUGCAGGCGGUGCACAUCUCGGCGCCGCAGUUCCUGUACCCGUUCGGGCCGAGCGUGGACGGCAUCGUCAUCAAGAAAGACUACCGGCGGGAGAUGCGGAAGCGUGCGGACGAAGGCAGCCGCGAGUACGACCUGCUGUUCGGCGUGGUGCCGCACGAGGCCUUCGAUCUCUUCACGGCUGACGACGUGGACCGCGGCUUUGACCUGGAGCGGCGGGACCGCAUCUUCCGCACGAUGGUGCGCAACGCCUACGACUACCACCUCAACGAGGUGUUCAUCUCGCUGGUCAACGAGUACACCAACUGGGAGCAGCCUGACCCGCAGCCCUACGAGAUCCGCGACGCCACCCUGGCAGCGCUCAGCGACGCCCUCUACGUAGCGCCGCUGCUCACUGCCGCCAACAACGCCCGCAUGGGCCACAAAAACCAGUACUUCUACGUGUUCAACCACACCUCGCUGCAUGCCGCCAGGCCCUACGGCGUGACGGGCAGCGUGCACGGUGGGGAGCUUCCCUACGUGUUCGGGGCGCCGCUGGUCGGGGAGCUCGGUGUCUUCUCUGGCAACUGGACAAGACAGGAUAGAGAAGUGUCAGAGGCAAUGCUCACCUUCCUCGCUAACUUCGCCAAGGCAGGGAACCCCAACCUGCGGCACGACCAGAACCUGGUGACCAGCACCCGCGCCUCCAACCUGGUGAGGAGCGUCACGUGGGAAAAGUACGACCCCGUGCACCAGAAAUACCUGACUGUGGGUGGGUACCCCGGGGCGGAGCACCACUACCGAGCACAGCCCCUGGCGCUGUGGACGUGGCUAGUGCCGCGGCUGCAGCGCGUGGGCCGCCUGGAGUUCUUGAGCCUCCGGGAUCCUGAGGGCCGCGAGGACACGGACCCUGAGGAGGCGCUGCAGGAGCUGUCCGUAGUGCACCACCUCUUCUCCCGUUACGAGGACCCUGCGUUGUACUCUGGCCCGGUGAGGCCCCUGCGGCACAUGGCGGGCCACUACGUGGUGCCCUCCACCACCUCCACUACCACGCCGGCCAGCACCGCAGCCCCGGGCUCCGGCACCGCCACGCCCUCCCUGCUCUCAUUGCUCACCACCACGAGGGGCCCCCUCAGUGGCUUUCGGCGACCUGCCCCGGACGCGCCCACGCCCACCGCCCACGUGGAGGAGGCGCGCACGGAGGAGGUGAGCGUGAUGCCGUAUUCCACGGCGCUGUCCGUCACCAUCACCAUCGGCGUGUCGCUGCUCAUCCUCAACCUGCUCAUCUUCGCCGGCGUGUACUACCAGCGGGACAGGAUACGUAUGCGGGACAAGCAGGAGCAGCAGAGCCAACAGGGCAGCCUGGCGGGCAGCGACCAGCAGAUGACUACCCUCAGCCCGCCCACCACCACCACCCUGGAGGUGCCCAAAAGCCUGCUGGCGGCGCCCACCUCCCUCAUGGCGCCGCCGCCCUCACCCUCGCCCCUCACGCAGACCCAGGCCCUCACACACAUCUCGGAGUGCCCCGAGGCCUUUGCCGACCCGCCCGUCGAGAUAGACUGCCGCUGGACGCCCGUCACGAUGGCAACCAAACCCAACGGCAGCGCCACGCUGGUGGGCACGCACACCCACACGCUGCCACCCCAGCAUCAACAUCAGCACCAACACCAGCACCAGCACCAGCAUCAGCACCAACACCAGCCACAGCCGCUCCCGCAGCAGAAGUACCAGCAGCAGCACCAUCACCACCCGCCGCCACACCCGCAGCAGCCACAGCAGGCCACCCUGCCGCGGCCGCCGCCGCCACCGCGGCUCAUGCCCGCCGAGUCCCAGCCGCUGCUGCCCGUGCACGUGCCGGCGCCGCCGCGGGGCAAGAUCCCGCCGUACGACGAGCUGCGGCUAUGAUGGCGGCGCCCUCUGGCGACGGUGCUCUCGGCGGCCGACUACGUGCACAGCCCGCCACCCCUCGUCCCCUUGCACGUCCCUGGAGCAGCACGCCCCUCACGCUCACGUCGUCGAUUACUACGGCGGCUCCUUCUAUAACGGGCUGGAC
This is a messenger RNA of Portunus trituberculatus (swimming crab), 4000 nucleotides long. Its product is annotated as neuroligin-4, Y-linked-like. The transcript has 8 exons. Bases 838 to 3852 code for a protein of 1004 amino acids. Gene Ontology annotation, cellular component: synapse; postsynaptic membrane; cell surface. Lineage: Eukaryota; Metazoa; Arthropoda; Malacostraca; Decapoda; Portunidae. Gene Ontology annotation, biological process: presynaptic membrane assembly; modulation of chemical synaptic transmission; neuron cell-cell adhesion. Gene Ontology annotation, molecular function: neurexin family protein binding; signaling receptor activity. The record is from RefSeq and is a predicted model, not a curated record.